Molecule: messenger RNA, 745 nt
Organism: Pelobates fuscus (common spadefoot toad)
Lineage: Eukaryota; Metazoa; Chordata; Amphibia; Anura; Pelobatidae
Product: CD59 glycoprotein-like
Exons: 4
Coding region: 107-472 (121 amino acids)
Source: RefSeq, a predicted model, not a curated record
UAAUAAUUGCAACUUCCUGUUCUGUAUUGCUAUAUAUUUAGACGAGAGUAAAGCACUUAAUAUCCAUUGCACAAAAAUCAAGGCAACUUGCACUACAAGUGGCACCAUGAGUAGAAUUUGGGGACUUUGUACAAUUGCCUCUCUCAGCAUACUUUUACUUACGCUAUGUCCCACUGGUUUGGCGUUGAAGUGUUUGGAAUGCCCAUGGUUUAGCAAUGCAGAGUGUGGGAACAAGACAACAUGCCCCCCAUCAAACGAUGCUUGUAUAAGAAUUUCAACAGCUAGUGGGUCCUAUUACAACUGCUGGGAUUUUACCAAAUGUGACUCACAAGGUUUAGCGGAAUAUUUUAAGCUGACCGACUUCAAUUCCACUUGCUGCUCUAACAACCUGUGUAACAGUGGUAGAACCAGCCUUCCGGUCUUCUCUGUGGUCCUCAGUCUAGUUGCAGUAGUUUUCAUGAUCUGUCGCUGAUGAUGCUCCUAGUGUCUCUCCCUGUUCAAGAACAACCUGCAGUUCAUAAACUAAUUGGCAUCUCCUAUUCCCGCUGGGAUAUCAUGAACCGGGAUCUUCAGCAAAAUGAAAUAUAAAUACCUUUAAAUGUGAAUAAAAUAUUUUCCACCGCAUAAUUAGGCUUUUGGAUGUAUUGUAAAUCUCCCCCUAUGACACUGAUAUCUCAUCUUGUUGGCUUUCCCUCUGAAAUAAUAUAAUUUUAUUUUGUGUUGAAUAAAAUGACAUUGAUACUGC